Vollenhovia emeryi is the source of this 2148-nucleotide messenger RNA. RefSeq names its product regulator of microtubule dynamics protein 1-like. The record is from RefSeq and is a predicted model, not a curated record. NCBI's taxonomy places the organism in Eukaryota, Metazoa, Arthropoda, Insecta, Hymenoptera, Formicidae. Gene Ontology annotation, molecular function: microtubule binding. The transcript has 6 exons. Gene Ontology annotation, cellular component: cytoplasm; spindle microtubule; mitotic spindle pole. Bases 655 to 1725 code for a protein of 356 amino acids.
CGCCGGCCUACGACGUUCGCGCCUUGAAUCCUCGCUGCUGAGUCAACCGGAGUCGCCGAUCGCGGGUGGAUCGGCUCGCGCGUGCGGCGGCGAGACAUGCGGAGAGAAGAGAGAACGACGGAGAGCUACGAGCAGCUACGAGCGAGCGAGGAUUUAACCGAGAUCGGGGUCAAGCGGUCGAUCGCGCGGACGUAGAGGUUCGUACCGCCACUGGCGGGAAGGAGGCGAGGAAAAAAGCACGAGAGAGAAAGAGAGAGAAAGAGAUAAUGAUGUAACGAAUCGCGUAUCGCGCUUGUAAAACAGUUUGUCACGGUUGGCCUUCAGCCCGCGCGAUACGCGCGUAUACGUGCACGCCUGCCGCUGUCGCGGGGGAAAAGUGGCACGUGUGGCUGUUGACCGAGGUGGCGGUUCCCUCGAUACGUGUCGUUGGGUUGAUCGACCUCGCUGGGUGACCGGUCGACGGACGUGGUCUCGACCUGAACACGCCGGGACCACGGGCAGGCGAGGUGCAAGCGGAACAUGGUACGCCGUGGCUUGGGCGACGCGGACCGUCACGUUCGCUGAAUUCGCACCGUCCUGGUCGCGUCUCUCGCGAGCGGUACGUGCGCCAACGAUUACUAGCUGCUCGGAGCUUACGCUCCCUCCUCGGGCAGGAUGAGCCAGCUGCAGACGAAUCUGAUCGCCGCCGCUAUCGGGGCGACCAUCGGCGUCAUCAGCGCGGCCAGUAUCUUUAUUUAUCAGAAGGUCCUGGAGAAGCAGCAGCACGCCAUGAAGAACGAACACCUGGACGAAGUCGAUCGUCGCCUCACCGAGCUGCAAGCGGAACUGGAGAGAUUGAGAGUACAACAAAAUCAACAGAGAAAGAAGAAGAAGGUUAACUCCAAACGCGAUAACGACAGCACGUACGUUACAACGGACAAUGAUACCGAUUUGGAUUUCUCGACGGCGGGCGACGACGAAUAUUUCGACUGUUCCGACAGCGAAAAUGGUAUAAGUGACAUCGAGAACAGGACAACUGAAGCCACCUGCCCUGGAUUAGACCUCGCCGUUCUCGAUGCGCAGCACCAGCAGGGCGGGCGCGAAGAGGAUGAUUACCUUCAGCUACGAAGCCUCAUAGACACGUAUCCAGAUAGUGUAGACGUAGUCUGGAGAUUUGCCAGAAGUUGUUACAAAUAUUCAAAUUGCACCACCGACGCAAAUGUAAGAAAAGCCGUUAUUUGUGCAGGAAUUGACGCCUGCGAAAAGCUUCUCGACGUAGCGAAUGCAGAUCUGCACAAAUGGUGCGCUAUACUCGUAGGCGUAAACGGUGAUUUUCUGCCGACGGCGGAGAGGAUAAAAAACGGUUACCGUUUCAAGGAGCACGUAAUGAGAGCCUUGGAGAUACGUCCGAAUGAUGCCGACCUGCAUCAUCUACUCGGUAGAUUCAGAUACGAGGUGGCUAACUUAAGCUGGAUAGAGAGAAAGAUUGCUGCAACGUUAUUUUCGGAGCCACCAAGUGCCUCGUACGAAGAUGCGAUUGAUAGCUUCCAGAAAGCGGAGGACUUCUCGGUCAAAAUAAAUCUGGAGAACAGGCUGUUCCUAAGCAAGUGUUACAUAGCACUGGGCAACUACGAACCGGCCUGUCAGUGGUUGGAGAAAAUUUGCAACAUGUCAGUCACGAGCGAAGACGAUGCGAGAGUACAGAACGAUGCGCGUCAACUUCUCGCCAAGUACUCGGGAUAUUAGUAGCGCAAACCUAAAAUCUUACAGAUCUGUGUAUCCAUUCCACAAACGUAUUUGCAAAUACAUUAAUCGCGCGAUGAGCGUAAGGAGCAGCUGAAUUGCGAGGCGAGGGAAGAAAAGCGUAUAAAUAAUUUUAAUUAUAAGGUGGGGGAGGUACGCGAUUUUACCACGGACGAACUUUUAUAUGAGACUGUACGAAAUGGCUGCUACUUGUCUUUGGAAUAAAAAGAUACGCAGCGGCGUGGGAUGUUUUAUUAGGGAAUAUCUUUGUGACGAGAUACGUUUUAGAAUCGCCAUUUUACUGUAUAAAUAUUUGGGCCUACCGUGGUUUAUUCUGUCAGUUAUAUAGACUUACAAAAUUUAUUAUGUUGAUUUUACCUUUCUAUUGUCUGUUUCCUAAUAAAUGACAGCACAAUGAGCACCGUC